Messenger RNA from Eruca vesicaria subsp. sativa (arugula), 537 nucleotides. Lineage: Eukaryota; Viridiplantae; Streptophyta; Magnoliopsida; Brassicales; Brassicaceae. The record is from the annotation of a GenBank genome assembly.
AUGAAGAUGUCUCUUUUCUCAGAUUGUUCAACCGUUACGACCAGGGUUCACCUAGCCCAAAUCAGUGAUAUUGUGUUCAAGUUGAAGACUAUAUUUGUUCAGUCAUCACAGGUCAGUAAAGUGUGUAGUUGCUCUGCUACUGUAACUAGCACUAUCCGGUUCCUUAGUUCAUCCUCUAUGUUCGUCAGCGCCAAAUCCAGGAUUGUUAUAUCCGCCUUUUAUGUUGAGAUUCACCUAGUCUCUUCAAGGAGUCUUUUCAUUGGAGCUAGGGCUUGUCUUUCUCAUUCCGCAUCUUGCCAAGCUUUGCAGCUUGGUCAAUUCAACGUCGCUUGCGACUAUUUCAUGCUUGGGGUAACCUAUUCAAGGAUGCAGCUGAAGAUUUUCCAUGGUUCUCCAUCUAUCGAGCAAGCAUCUCUCGUAGUCUUUGUUUAUCUCUUGUUCUUCUUUUAUGCUCUGCUUUAUGUUGUUCAUCAAACCGUUGAGAAUCCCUCCGGUUCUAUCUUUUCGGAUGUAAUCGUUUUGAACCUUUUAGAUUAA